GGAGGGGCCACGCGCUCCAAAUCCCUUGCGCCGCUCUCACGUCGGCAGUGAGGGCGGAAGCGGAGACUACAGGAUGAGGCUCCUGGUUGCGUUGCUCCUGCUAAGUGUCGCAGUGGCGGACAGCACCUCAAGAAAAGAUAAGUCUCCGAUUCAGUCUUCCAAAGAAAAGACUAAGCCCCUGCCUCCUGUGGAGGUAGAGCCUGGCAGGCCGACGGAGCAGAGGCAACAGCAAUCCGCUAACGUAGACCCGACGGAGAAGCCGGUGGAGCGGACUACGGCUGCAGUUUCCAGUUCGGCGGUAUCUGGACAGCAGGUCGCCGCAACCGAUCCCCCCCAAACUCAGCCCGAGACAGAAAAUACGAAGUCAACGGGGUCCGCACAACAGCCCCCGCCAGCCGACCCCAAACAGGAGGAAUCUGAGCAGAAGCCCACAAAAGAUGAUUCUGGAAAGCCCACAAAAGGUGAUCUGGAAAAGCCCACAAAAGGUGAUCCGGAAAAGCCCACAAAAGUUGAUCCGGAAAAGCCCACAAAAGUUGAUCCGGACAAGCCCACAAAAGAUCCGGAAAAGCCCACAAAAGAUGUUUCGGAAAAGCCCACAAAAGUUGAUCCGGACAAACCCACAAAAGUUGAUUCCAACGAGCCCGUCUCCAAACCCUCCUCAGAUGAGGAGACCCCCAAGAUUGACAAAACCAAGCUAGCUGAAAAAGGACAGAAAUCUACACCUACUUCCAAAACUGAAUCUGGGGAGAGACCAGCAGGGGACUCUGACUUUUCUUUAAAGCCAGAGGGAGGAGAGAAGUAUUCGGAGCCUACUGAAGCUGUGGAAGGCAAGGAAGAGAGUGACAUAGAGCCAGAAGAGGGCUCACCACUUGAAGAAGACAGUGCAAAGGUGUUGGGCCCUUCCUCCAGUGAGAACCGAGAGGGGCCGCUUAUAGAGUCUGUGAAUGACGAGAAAGAUAGCUCUUAUAAGGACAAUUCUGCAAGCACCAGUGCAGAGAGCAGCCACUUCUUUGCCUAUCUGGUGACCGCAGCUGUUCUUAUUGCUGUCCUCUAUAUUGCUUACCACAACAAGCGGAAGAUUAUUGCUUUUGCCCUCGAAGGAAAAAGAUCCAAAGUUACUCGGAGACCAAAGGCCAGUGACUACCAGCGUUUGAACCUAAAGCUUUGAUUAUUUUUUUGUCUGCAAGACCUUGUCCUCCCUGCUGAUUUGUUCCUGAAUCAAGAAAAAUGAAAAGACUGACCUCCUCUGGGGUUUGUGGCAAGUCCAGGCCGGCAGAGAUGGGAUUGCUUCAGGUUUUGCACCUGCACUUUGGUGACUUUGGACUCUGGUGAUGUUUAUUUACUUUUGUGUUUCCUUUAUGCUGGUGUGUUCCACCAUCGUCUUUCCUUGGAGUGUGAGGAAAGAACACGUGAAAAUGUGCUGACCAAAAGAAGCCCCUCCCUUAGGCAGGCACACGAUGGACCACUCCCAUAGCUGCUUUAUCAUUGCAACUCUAGGAGGAAGCUGCAGAGAUAUGCUUACUAGGCAAGAGACAGAAGAUGGUGGGUGCGAUUCUGAUGGGCAGAGAGAGGUUUGAACCUUUAUUCUCUAUAGAGGCCUCAGCUGUAAACCAGUAUAGCAGGUUUAAAGAGCGCUGAAGUCUGACCCACUUGACUGUCUAUUUUUCUGUAAGUUUGCACUCUGGUUGUACUAGCAUAAAAAGGAACUUGGAGUUUCUGGAAGUAAAAUCAUGGUUCCAUGGGUUUUUGCUUUGUUUUGCUUAAUAUGGUGAUGAUCAUUGAACUAGUGUGUUCUUGCAUACUGUCAUCCCAAUAGGAAGGAAGUCCUUGGAAAGGGGCAGGUUCAUACUUAGUGCAAGGAAACACAUAAGAGGGAUGUGGUAUGCAUGAAA
Messenger RNA from Myodes glareolus (Bank vole), 1892 nucleotides. RefSeq names its product trans-golgi network protein 2 (gene Tgoln2). The record is from RefSeq and is a predicted model, not a curated record. Gene Ontology annotation, cellular component: endosome; trans-Golgi network transport vesicle; trans-Golgi network. NCBI's taxonomy places the organism in Eukaryota, Metazoa, Chordata, Mammalia, Rodentia, Cricetidae.